Messenger RNA from Aspergillus wentii DTO 134E9, 1925 nucleotides. Its product is annotated as 2,3-bisphosphoglycerate-independent phosphoglycerate mutase. Lineage: Eukaryota; Fungi; Ascomycota; Eurotiomycetes; Eurotiales; Aspergillaceae. Gene Ontology annotation, biological process: glucose catabolic process. Gene Ontology annotation, molecular function: manganese ion binding. The transcript has 5 exons. The record is from RefSeq and is a predicted model, not a curated record. Gene Ontology annotation, cellular component: cytoplasm. Bases 121 to 1695 code for a protein of 524 amino acids.
CACUAUUAUUUUCACCGGCCAGCGAUUUGCUUCUUCCGCCAUAUUAUUUCUUCUUGGUUCUUUUGACCACCAUUUUGCUUUCUUUCAAUUACCUUCUUGUAUUUUUUCUUUCUGUUCACAAUGGCCAAGGUCGACCAGAAAGUCGUUCUGAUUGUCAUCGAUGGCUGGGGUGUUUCAGGCCCUGAGCCGGAGAAGAAAGGCGAUGCCAUCCAUGCUGCGGAGACCCCCUACAUGAGCGGUUUUGCCGACUCCAAUUCGAAGACUGCUCAGGGUUACACCGAGCUGGAAGCCUCGUCGCUGGCAGUCGGUCUUCCCGAGGGUCUUAUGGGCAACAGUGAGGUUGGCCAUCUCAACAUUGGUGCUGGUCGUGUGGUCUGGCAGGACAGCGUUCGCAUCGACCAAACCCUUAAGAAGGGUGAGCUGAACAAGGUGGACAGCAUUGUCAAGUCUUUCACUCGUGCUAAGGAAGGCAAUGGCCGUCUGCACCUGUUGGGUCUGGUCUCUGAUGGUGGUGUUCACUCCAACAUCACUCAUCUGGUUGGUCUGCUCAAGGUCGCCAAGGAGAUGGAAAUCCCUAAGGUCUUCAUCCACUUCUUCGGUGAUGGACGGGAUACCGACCCCAAGAGCUCUGCCAAGUUCAUGCAGGAUCUCCUUGACAGCACCAAGGAGAUUGGCAUUGGUGAGAUCGCAACCGUCGUUGGACGCUACUGGGCUAUGGACCGUGACAAGCGCUGGGACCGAGUCGAGAUCGCCAUGAACGGUGUUGUCUCUGGUGUUGUCAAUGGCGAGGGCGAAGAAAGCGACGACCCAGUCAAGACCAUCAAGGAGCGCUAUGAGAAGAAGGAGACCGAUGAGUUCCUGAAGCCCAUCGUUGUCGGUGGCAAGGAAAGACGUGUGCAAGACGAUGACACUCUCUUCUUCUUCAACUACCGCUCCGACCGUGUUCGUGAGAUCACUCAGCUGUUGGGUGACUACGACCGCUCUCCUAAGCCCGACUUCCCUUACCCCAAGAACAUCGACAUCACCACCAUGACCCAGUACAAGACCGACUACACCUUCCCUGUUGCUUUCCCUCCCCAGAAGAUGGGCAACGUCCUGGCCGAAUGGCUCGGUAAGAAGGAACUCGAGCAGUGCCACGUCGCUGAGACCGAGAAGUACGCCCACGUCACCUUCUUCUUCAACGGUGGUGUUGAGAAACAGUUCCCCGGUGAGGUGCGAGACAUGAUUGCUUCGCCCAAGGUUGCCACCUACGACCUCGACCCUAAGAUGAGCGCUGCUGGCGUUGGCGAGAAGACCUCUGAGCGCAUUGGUGAGAAGAAGUUUGACUUCAUCAUGAACAACUUCGCUCCCCCCGACAUGGUUGGCCACACUGGUGUCUACGAGGCUGCUAUCCAGGGUGUUGCUGCCACUGACAAGGCUAUUGGUGCCAUCUACGAAGCCUGCAAGGCCAACGGCUACGCUCUGUUCAUCACUGCUGACCAUGGAAACGCCGAGGAGAUGCUCAACGAAAAGGGCACCCCCAAGACCUCCCACACCACCAACAAGGUUCCCUUCGUCAUGGCCAACGCCCCCGAGGGCUGGAGCCUCAAGAAGGAGGGCGGUGUUUUGGGAGACGUCGCUCCCACUGUUCUCGCUGCCAUGGGCAUUGAGCAGCCCGAGGAGAUGACUGGAACAAGUCUUCUGGUCAAGGCAUAAAUGUCUAGUAUAUAAUUUUCUCUUUUUGUUCUUCCAUGUUUUAGAUAUGGUGGCUAGUUAUGAAUAAAUGAACGGUUAUGAUGAAGCAUGGAUUGCAGGACUUUCGUGUCAUAAAUAGAGGUUCAAUGCAUGCCAUUAACAAGUAGUAAAUGUAUAUUUAUAUUUCAAUCGCUGCAACAGUGUCUCUUUAAAUAAAACGCACAGUUUAGAGUAAUAUCAUGAUUAUCUUU